Aethina tumida (small hive beetle) is the source of this 1191-nucleotide messenger RNA. RefSeq names its product venom acid phosphatase Acph-1-like. NCBI's taxonomy places the organism in Eukaryota, Metazoa, Arthropoda, Insecta, Coleoptera, Nitidulidae. Gene Ontology annotation, molecular function: phosphatase activity. The transcript is spliced from 7 exons. Gene Ontology annotation, biological process: dephosphorylation. The record is from RefSeq and is a predicted model, not a curated record. The coding region runs from base 68 to 1066 and encodes 332 amino acids.
AGUUAAAGAAAAACAUAUACUUCUUGCUUUAGUCUGUGGUUUAUUCAUUCUGUUACUCAUUCUUCGUAUGACUAAACAGGAUGUAAAAGAGGAGGAUAUUAUUUUAUUGCACGUUAUAUUUGUCAAUGGUCAGAAAACUCCCGAAGUUUCUAUGUAUUAUCCAAAUGAUCCUUACGUUAAUCAUUUAUUUUAUCCAUACGGAAGAGGUGAGCUAACUAAUGUUGGAAAAGUAAAAAUAUUUCGUGCAGCACAAGAAAUAAGACAAACAUAUAACAAAUUCUUAGGUGAAAUUUACUCACCAUCUCUAAUUGAAGCAAGAAGUGGUAAUUCAAAUAGAGAGAAAAUGUCAAUGCAAGUAUUUUUAGCAGGAAUAUUUCCUCCAAAGCCAUCUCAAAGGAUUCUGCCUGAUGUAAACUGGCAACCAAUACCAUAUAUCUCUGAAGAGAUUUCAAACGACCAAGUGCUUGGUGCUUUGAAAUAUAAAAAAUAUAUACAUCACUUAAACAAAAUUAUUCAGAAACAAAAUUAUUCCAAUUUAUUAGAAACUUUUGAAUAUAUUUCCCAAAAUAGUGGUUCGAAUGUUGAUAAUAUUCAUGCUGCAGUUGAAGUACUGUCGAUAUUGGAUACCGAGAAACAAUUGGAUUUAGACCUAUCAAAAUGGACUGACAAACUACUUCCUAAAUACCAUGAAAUUGUGUCGAGUUUCUAUAAAUUACUGGUUUUGGAUGAUUCUUUAAGGGCUAUAGCUCCAGGCCAGUUACUGAAGAAUAUUAUUGAUACAACUCAAAUAAAAAUUAAGAAAAACAAUAAUUUGAAAAUUAAUGUGUAUUCUGGUAAUGAAUUUAAUUUAGCAACAGUUCAAAUUGUUCUGGACAUUUAUAAGGAUAAAGUUCCUUCUUAUGGAUCUUAUUUAGUUUUAGAAAUAAUUAAAGAAAAGGACAACCAUUUUAUAAAGAUAUUGUUUCAAGAUUAUAGUACAGGAAAACUAAAGACGUUGAAGCUUCCGUGGUGUGAUAUACUUUGUCCUUUUAAUAAGUUUGUGCAAUUUAUAAAUAAAACGAUGUAAUAUAGAAUGUCUAGCUAAGCUAUGUAUUUUUAAAGAAAUUAAGUAAGAUUGUUAAUAAAUAAAAUAAAUAAUAAAAUCAUAUUUAACCUAUUUAAACUGAUUGAAAAAAAAAAUAGCAUAGUAAC